GUCCGCGUUUCGCCCCAUUAUCGCACAGACUGUUCGUCCGUCCGCAUUCAAAUCACCGAAAUCUAAACACGAAAUCGCGUAAAUUUACGUUUACACUGCGACGCCGCUGCCGUUUCGUAUCUUUCAUAUCGCUGCUGUAACCAACGUUUAUAAUAUCAUACAAAAUGCGUUUCGCGAGUUGCGCCGUAUUGGCCGUGUUGCCGUUCUGCUUGAAUGCCGCCGUCGUUGUGUCCGGUGACAACAACUACCUGGAAGAACCACCACAACAUUCAACUGCAAGUGGAAACUGGGCAUUGGUAACUAGGAUAGCUGACGAGUGCGCCAAGGAUGCCGAUACAGCAGCUUGCAUUGCUGUCAAAACCGCAGCUGCCCUCGAAAGGGCCGCCAGAACUGCUGGUUCCGUUCAAGUGUUGCCUGGUCUGACCGUGCUUAAGAACGCCGACGAAGGAUCUUCAACUCAGCGAGACUCACGUGCCCUUCCCACUGAGGAAGAGCUCCGUGGACAACUGCAAGAGCAACCUUCUAAGGUCACCGACAUGGUCGUCAACUCAGCCAUCAGAUUCCUCCAAUCUAGGACCCUGCAACUGAAGUUCCCACAAACCAACCCCGAAGAGCUGUCUCGUGCUAUCGAAGAAGGUCGUGGAAAACUCAAGAAGAAGGUGAUGCCCAUUCUAGGAUUUUUAGCCGUCAAGAUCGUUGCCAUUUUGCCCAUUCUUUUGGGAAUCAUCGGUUUCUUCGCACUCAAGGCAUUGGUAUUCGGCAAGUUGGCCCUACUCAUCGCCGGAGUGAUGGCAUUCCAAAAGUACGCUAGUGCAUCAGGUGGAUUUGGUAAGAUCGCUGACACAUGGAGCGCCGGUAACGUUCAGGCUGCCCCGUGGGCCGCUCCCGCCGCCCCCAGCACCAACGCUGGUGGAUACUACAGACGAAGCAUGCAAGAAGCUCAACAAAUGGCAUACAAUGGACAAGUACAGCCGUCCGCUCAGACUAUCGCGUAAACUACUACUAAUAUAAUAUCAUUUUAGCGUCACCGCAAAUCGCAGUCUCUAAAUUUUUUUUUCUUUCUCUUAAUCGAACCGAUUAUGAAUUUAAUAUUAUUUAUAACGACUAUAUACGCAUAAUUGUGUAAGCCUUAUUAUCAUUAUUAUUAUUUUUUUUUUUUUUAUAUAUAAACUGUUUUUGUAGUUUCGUGCAACAGUUAUAAGAUACAAAUCGGACGGUGUGACAUCUGCAUGUUAUAAUUGUAAUAUUAUUAUGCGAACGUAACUUUCGUCGCUAGUCAACAUAUUAUAUCGUAUAUGAUGACUCGCGACGUGAAUGCGCUCGUAACACUCGGUAUUAAAUUAUUGUUGCUUUCCGAUAGUCGAGUAACUUUUUGCCAUAUUAGUCUUUAGUUUUCACAAAAAAAGACUUAUCUGAAAUCCUAUAUUUACCACGAAAAAGGCAUCUGACAAAAAGUUACCGGCUCGUGUUUGGCCAACGUGGCUGAUUUUUUUCAAACACAAAAAUAAUUAGAUUAUUACCUGUAAACUCUAAGAGUUAAUAUAAUAAUAUGAUAAAUUAUUUUUUUUUUUUUAAGUUUGAUUAAGUCAUCGAUUUAUUAACAUAAUAUUAUUAUAAUAUAUAGAAUUACGAUACAUGCCAAAAUUUAAACAAAAAUGUGUCAUUGUAAAUAUUAAAUACGCAUUUGAUGAUAAUAAUAAUAUAAUAUAUGUAAUCAAUUACUGAGUUAAAAA
Messenger RNA from Aphis gossypii (cotton aphid), 1733 nucleotides. RefSeq lists its product as uncharacterized. Lineage: Eukaryota; Metazoa; Arthropoda; Insecta; Hemiptera; Aphididae. The record is from RefSeq and is a predicted model, not a curated record. Bases 165 to 995 code for a protein of 276 amino acids. The transcript has 2 exons.